CCUCCUGGCCAAAACCCUUCAAAAAAGUAGAGAGAUAGGCCCCGUUUCUGAUCUCUUACCGACUCAAAACCCAAAAAUCCUUUUUGGUUUUUUGCCCUCCAUCUUGCUGAUUUCCUUGUAGUUGUAUCCCCCCUAGCCAGCCAAUUGCUUCCCACCUCAAAACCACACCUUGUGAGCUUUUUGUUUUGCUUUAUUCUCUCUCUCUCCCCCUCCUUUCUAUCCACAAGUUUUCCAGUUUCAACAGUCUCCCACCCCUCCACUCAAAAAUUCCUCAACCUAUCAGUUUGUCUAUAAAUUAAGCAAAUACCCUUUCUUUCUCUUCAAGGCAGCAUCUUCCCAUUGCUCAAACUUUUCUCCCUCAACAUUGAUCCACUCACCUAUUUCUCCCCAGAAAAACAAACAAACUCAACCAUCUAAAAACAAAUACAAUGAAAGAGUAUUGGACUUCUUUCGCUUCAUUACUAGGAGUUUUGGCCUUUUGCCAAAGCCUCCUCCAAGUCAUUUUCCCACCAGAACUCCGCUUUGCGUGUCUCAAAUUCUUCAACCGGAUCUUCCAUUUGUUCUCUUCCUACUGCUACUUUGACAUCACAGAAAUCGACGGUGUUAACACCAACGAACUUUAUAACGCAGUCCAACUCUAUCUAAGUUCCUCUGUUUCCAUCAAAGGUAGCCGCUUGAGCCUGACUCGUGCUCUCAAUUCAAGCGCCGUUACAUUCGGUCUCUCAAACAAUGACUGUAUCGUCGAUACAUUCAAUGGCGUCACUUUGCUUUGGGAACACGUUGUGACUCAAAGGCAAGCCCAAACUUUUUCUUGGCGGCCAUUGCCUGAAGAGAAGAGAGGGUUCACUCUUCGAAUCAAGAAGAGAGACAAGUCCUUGGUUCUUGAUUCCUACCUGGAUUACAUAAUGGAAAAGGCUAAUGAAAUCCGAAGGAAGAAUCAAGACAGGCUUUUGUACACUAAUUCUCGUGGUGGAUCAUUGGAUUCCAGGGGACAUCCUUGGGAGUCCGUUCCAUUUAAGCAUCCAAGCACUUUUGACACAUUGGCUAUGGAUCCUGUCAAGAAGAAAGAGAUCAUGGAUGAUCUUAAGGAUUUUGCCAACGGUCAAUCCUUUUAUCAGAAGACUGGGAGAGCCUGGAAAAGAGGUUACUUGCUGUACGGUCCUCCCGGAACAGGGAAAUCCAGCAUGAUUGCAGCCAUGGCAAAUUACCUAAGUUAUGAUAUCUAUGAUCUUGAAUUGACUGAGGUCCAUAAUAAUUCUGAGCUGAGGAAGCUAUUGAUGAAAACCAGUUCCAAGUCGAUUAUUGUGAUUGAAGAUAUCGAUUGUUCGAUUAAUUUGACUAACAAGAAGAAUAUCAACAAUCGAGGGACAAGGAACUACCCUGAAAUGAGAUGUGGGUCAGGUUCUGUUUGUGGUGAAGAUGGAGGAAAUUCCAUCACUCUUUCAGGCCUGUUGAAUUUCACUGAUGGGCUAUGGUCCUGUUGUGGGAGUGAAAGGAUUUUUGUGUUUACAACAAACCACAUUGAGAAGCUUGACCCUGCAUUGCUCAGGAGUGGGAGAAUGGAUAUGCAUAUUUACAUGAACUAUUGUUCAUAUCCCGCAUUGAAGAUAUUGCUGAAGAAUUAUUUGGGGUACGAGGAAAGUGAUUUGGAUGAUGAUGUUUUGAACGAACUGGCGGAAGUAGUUGACAAGGCAGAGAUGACUCCAGCUGAUAUUAGUGAAGUUUUAAUCAAGAACCGGCGAUACAAGCAAAAAGCUGUCAGUGAGUUGUUGGAGGCAUUCAAGACGAGGGCAGAGAGGAAUUUGAACAGUGGGAGCUUGAGAGAGAAAAAUUCUGAUGAUAUGGAAGAUGAAGAGGAGGAGAAAAGGGCUUUGGAGAGUCCUAAAGAAGGGUCUGAAUUCGAAGAGCCUUGCAAGAAAGAAGAGGAGGAUGAAGAAAACAUGAAAUGAUAGUGAAAAAAAAAAAACUAAA
Messenger RNA from Durio zibethinus, 1971 nucleotides. NCBI's taxonomy places the organism in Eukaryota, Viridiplantae, Streptophyta, Magnoliopsida, Malvales, Malvaceae. The record is from RefSeq and is a predicted model, not a curated record.